AUGUCUGCAUGGUCCUCAGACUGGCGCAAGAAAGAACGCCGCUCUGUCGAAUGCAAGUCAGCACGACGGUCCCAACCAAGCUCUAUCAGCACACCCUAUAAUACGUUGUACACCAUCAUGCUUUCCUCUCCAGACGGUUCCAAUAGCGGCACAGCUUUAUCGAACAUACAGACCUGCGAACCCAGGCGGAUGUCGUCUCGCAAGCGCAAGUCCAUCUCCUAUCGCUCCAGCGACGGUGAUGGCGAGCUUGAUACAGACGGCGAAGGCGAGUACGAGGACGACAACGAGGAGGAUGACGAUGACGACAGCAACACGAUCCAUCAGCGCCGCGCAAGUCAGACAGGCUCCAUCAAACGCCGUCAAUCAACAGGCCAUGCUGUCAACGAUGUGGAUGACGCCUACUUUGUUGACCACCGCAACUUCAGAGCAUCGUCCGAAAGCAAGAGACGUCGCAACCGCAAAGCAAUGUCCUGCGAAGGAUGUCGCAAGAAGAAGACCAAAUGUGAUAGGUGUCUACCAUGUGCAUCUUGCCGCGCCCGAGGGGAGCCAUGUAUCUGGAAGUCGGCAGAACCUCAAUGCGUUGCCACGGAAGUCGCGCCUACGCAAGCAGAGCACUCUCGUCUCUUGCGCGUCGUCGAACAUCUGGCCUCUCGCCUUGGUCUAUCCGAGACCGAGCUGCGUGCGCUCGAGCGCUCUUGCAGCACCAACAAGCCCGAAGGAGCUCGCAUGGAUCAACGCCGACGCUCUGGCACGGGCGCAUCGCUCUUUGAUCAGCAUCAUUCGGGCACUCUCGACCUCUCCCGGGGUCUACCCAAGACUCGUUCGUCAAGCUGUCUGAGCAAUUUCUCGGAUAGCAAGGCCGCUCGUCCGUCGCUCUCACCUCAAACGUCGACGAGUCCUCCUCCCUAUGCAAGGCAGAUGUCAACCUCGCUCCCCUCUGCCACCGCCGGCUUUCCUCUGCUCGAUCUCCGCGCUCAGAACGUCAUCUGGCCAGAUCAGGUCAAGGAUCUCGGCAUGUCGAGAUUCUUGACGAUGGGUCAAGCGGUCCCCAUUGCGCCUACUAUGCUCCCCAUCGCGCCUGGCGGCCCACCGUUUGCCGGCUCACAAAUGUCAGCCUUUGACACGGAAACGAUCAUUCCGCCAGCAGAGCCCGCCCCGUUCGUGUUGCCUUCUCUGAUCGCAACAACUAUGCCAGGCUAUAGACAAUCUGCGAUGUUUGCUCAAGUCGACUGGUCGUUCCGCACACCGCGCGAUAUGCUCACGACGCGAGACUUUGCUGGUCAAAGGCCACGUACGCCCGCCAUCAAGCAAGAGCCCCAAGAAACGCUUAGUCCUUCCGGUCUCUCGGUGACCGCGCCUGCGGACUCGCUCUCUCCCGCACGAGCAUUCUCGCUCGAGCAAACGCAUCGCAAAUCAGAAUACAAUUCAACCGGCUCGGUUCUGGAUGGCUCAGCUAGCCCAUUCGGCGAGAUCGCUUAUUUCAACAACGACGAAUCGUCUGGAUCGUCUAUGACACCCGGCGACGAGCCGGGCAUGCUCGAGCCAAUGCUCUCUGCAUAUAGCUUCCCUCGACUGUAG
Messenger RNA from Mixia osmundae IAM 14324, 1578 nucleotides. RefSeq lists its product as uncharacterized. Gene Ontology annotation, molecular function: DNA-binding transcription factor activity, RNA polymerase II-specific; zinc ion binding. The transcript is spliced from 4 exons. Bases 1 to 1578 code for a protein of 525 amino acids. The record is from RefSeq and is a predicted model, not a curated record. NCBI's taxonomy places the organism in Eukaryota, Fungi, Basidiomycota, Mixiomycetes, Mixiales, Mixiaceae. Gene Ontology annotation, biological process: regulation of DNA-templated transcription.